Messenger RNA from Acomys russatus (golden spiny mouse), 2115 nucleotides. It is a transcript of the gene Spast, whose product is annotated as spastin. The transcript is spliced from 17 exons. The record is from RefSeq and is a predicted model, not a curated record. Gene Ontology annotation, molecular function: microtubule severing ATPase activity; ATP hydrolysis activity; ATP binding. NCBI's taxonomy places the organism in Eukaryota, Metazoa, Chordata, Mammalia, Rodentia, Muridae. Gene Ontology annotation, cellular component: microtubule cytoskeleton. The coding region runs from base 89 to 1927 and encodes 612 amino acids.
CCGCCGCCGCAGUGGCCGCCGCCGCCGCUUGGUCGCCGGUCGGUCUGCGGGUGGCGGGUUAUGGCGGCGGCGGCAGUGGGAGCUGUGAAUGAGUUCUCCGGCCGGACGACGGAAGAAGAAAGGCUCCGGCGGCGCGAGCCCGGCGCCCGCCAGGCCUCCGCCCCCCGCCGCGGUCCCCGCCCCUGCCGCCGGCCCGGCCCCUGCGCCCGGCUCGCCGCAUAAGCGGAACCUGUAUUUCUUCUCGUACCCGCUGGUCGUCGGCUUCGCCCUGCUGCGCCUGCUGGCCUGCCACCUGGGGCUCCUCUUCGUGUGGCUCUGCCAGCGCUUCUCCCGCGCCCUCAUGGCCGCCAAGAGGAGCUCCGGGACCGCACCGGCGCCCGCCUCGCCCUCGCCACCAGCGCCCGGGCCGGGCGGCGAGGCCGAGAGCGUCCGCGUCUUCCACAAACAGGCCUUCGAGUACAUCUCCAUUGCCCUGCGCAUCGACGAGGAAGAGAAAGCAGGACAGAAGGAACAAGCUGUGGAAUGGUACAAGAAAGGCAUUGAGGAACUGGAAAAAGGAAUCGCCAUCAUAGUCACAGGCCAAGGUGAACAGUAUGAAAGAGCUAGACGCCUUCAAGCCAAAAUGAUGACUAAUUUGGUUAUGGCCAAGGAUCGUUUACAACUUCUAGAGAAGCUGCAACCAGUUUUGCAAUUUUCCAAGUCACAAACGGACGUCUAUAAUGACAGUACUAACCUGACGUGCCGCAAUGGACAUCUCCAGUCAGAGAGUGGAGCAGUUCCGAAGAGGAAGGAUCCCUUAACGCAUGCUAGUAAUUCACUGCCUCGGUCAAAAACAGUCGUGAAAAGUGGAUCCGCGGGGCUCUCAGGGCACCACAGGGCACCUAGUUGCAGUGGGUUAUCCAUGGUCUCUGGAGCAAGACCUGGUCCUGCAGCUCCCACACAUAAGGGUACACCAAAACCAAAUAGAACCAACAAACCUUCUACACCCACAACUGCUGUUCGGAAAAAGAAAGACUUGAAGAACUUUAGGAAUGUGGACAGCAAUCUUGCUAACCUCAUAAUGAAUGAAAUUGUUGACAAUGGGACAGCUGUUAAAUUCGAUGAUAUAGCUGGUCAGGAACUGGCAAAACAAGCAUUGCAAGAAAUUGUUAUUCUUCCUUCUCUACGGCCUGAGUUGUUCACAGGCCUCAGAGCUCCUGCCAGAGGGUUGUUACUCUUCGGUCCCCCUGGGAAUGGAAAAACAAUGCUGGCUAAAGCAGUAGCUGCAGAGUCUAAUGCAACUUUUUUCAAUAUAAGUGCUGCAAGUUUAACUUCAAAAUACGUGGGGGAAGGAGAGAAAUUGGUGAGAGCUCUUUUUGCUGUGGCUAGAGAACUUCAACCGUCUAUAAUUUUUAUAGAUGAAGUUGACAGUCUUCUGUGUGAAAGAAGAGAAGGGGAGCAUGAUGCUAGCAGACGACUAAAAACAGAAUUUUUAAUAGAAUUUGAUGGUGUGCAGUCUGCUGGAGAUGACCGAGUACUUGUAAUGGGUGCAACUAACAGGCCCCAAGAGCUGGAUGAAGCCGUUCUCAGGCGUUUUAUUAAACGGGUAUAUGUGUCUUUACCAAAUGAGGAGACAAGACUGCUUCUACUUAAAAACCUGUUAUGCAAACAAGGAAGCCCACUGACCCAAAAAGAGCUUGCACAACUUGCUAGAAUGACUGAUGGAUACUCUGGAAGUGAUCUAACAGCUUUGGCAAAAGAUGCCGCACUGGGUCCUAUCCGCGAGCUGAAGCCAGAGCAGGUGAAGAAUAUGUCUGCCAGUGAGAUGAGAAAUAUUCGAUUAUCUGACUUCACAGAAUCCUUAAAAAAGAUAAAACGAAGUGUGAGUCCUCAGACCUUAGAAGCAUACAUACGCUGGAAUAAGGACUUCGGAGACACCACUGUGUAAAGGAGUGAACGCACUGCACUUAAACAAGAAACAUGAGCUUCAGAAAAGUUCUCAGCUGCAGGAAUCAGCCUUCGUUUACAGGACUUUUAGAGUUUUCUUUUUUGUGCACCAAACUGAGGAACAAGAAGACAGACCUAAAUAAAAUAUGCAAUGUGAAUGGAUUUUUUUUUUUUUUUUUUUGGUUUUUU